Molecule: messenger RNA, 2919 nt
Organism: Aspergillus uvarum CBS 121591
Lineage: Eukaryota; Fungi; Ascomycota; Eurotiomycetes; Eurotiales; Aspergillaceae
Product: RMD1 family protein
Exons: 4
Coding region: 394-2502 (702 amino acids)
Source: RefSeq, a predicted model, not a curated record
AAGCAUGCGCUUGCUGAGACCUCUCUCACCAUUUCAGCCAUCGUUCGUCGAUUUUCGAGGCCCUAUUUUCACGGUAUCAACAAGUGCGACGUGACUCCAAUUGAAGGCUGGCAUCCGUCUCUUAUUUGCUUUUUCGUGGUGGGGGCUCUUCCGGGCGAGAGUGACCGACUUUCGAGCUGCGCGUUGCGGAUAGUUCUUCAACCUCCCCUCGCUCCUCCCGAUCGGUUAGCCAGUUGUCUCUAAACAACUCUUGGGAUCUCUGGCUUAGAUUCCAGUGCAUCGCUCGCGCAUCAUUACAGCUACUGUUGUCACUGCUGCAUCACAGGUUUCUCGGAGCGAAAGGCUCUUUUAAUCUGCAGGAGCUGUCCUUGAUACCGCCGAUUACCCAUUAUCAUGAAUCCCUCAAGAGGCCGAGGGCUGGGACAACGAAGCCCCCAUGUCCUGGUAACCGACUCGCGCGAUCAACAAAUAUCCUCCCAACCCCGCCGCCGUCGCUCCCCCGCAACCCGCUUCAUCACCGUCGACAACGUCCUACAAUACACCUCCGACGUGCCCUCCAUGCAACAACGGUACGCUCCACAGGGCGCCCGGACGCGGCCCCGCUCCCGCAUCGCAUCAGCCGCCGGCGGACUGAUCGGGGCCGCGGCCGGCGGAGCGGGCUCCUCCAGCGGCGGCAGCAUCGGCGCAGCCAGCGGCAGUGCCGCGGCGGCCACGAUCCGACGCCUCGCCGCCCAACCGCGGCUGCCGCCCCGCACCACCAAGGUCAGCGAGAAGCUCGUCCUGCUCCCCGAAGCGGACGGGAGGCUGCCGGAAGACGACGAGGACGAAGGCGAGGAGGAGGACGAGGAGGCCGUGGACGAGGAGUUCGUGCAGCGCGUCGCCCGGGACAAGAACCUGGACCCCGAGGCGGUGCGGCAGACCCUCCUCGCGCAGAAGAAGAUGCGGCUGGACGGCGCGGACUUUGGCGUGGACAACGAUAUCGCGCCGCUGCUGGCGGACGAGGAGCUGCUGCGCAAGCGCAAGGUCGCGCCGGAGAAGGCCAAGAGCUACGCGGAGCGUUUGCCCAAGGCCCGUCGCGCCGAGAAGCUGGCGCGGGUGACGGCCUACUGCACGGCGCAGGCGUACAAGAUGAGCUCCUUGGCCUCGUUUGUGAAGGAGAGGCAUGGCGGCCGCACGAAGCUGUAUGACGAUUGUUUGUACACGGCGUAUCAUCUGCCGCUGUUGCCGGGCCUGGAUGGGUACAGGCUGAGGAGUAGCCCCAUGGUGAAGAAGCCGGGCGGGAAGUCGAUCCUGGACGAGGAGAUCGAGCGCAAUGAGUUGCGGGAUCAUCACGAGGAUUAUCUGGUGGAUGCGGAGGAGCAUUCGGUUGUUGGCGGACGUCAUGAGCACCGGUCGUCGCAUCAGCAGCACAGUGAGGCGCAGCGACACGGGGAUGAGGAAGAGCACCACCCGCAACAGGAGGAACAAGAGGAGCAUCGUUCCGUGCCUGGCUCCGAGGCGCAGCCCUUCAUGGGUGACGUUGAUGGCUCGGGUCAUCAAGCUCCAGCGGACGCGACGGCCGUGGCGGCACCAGCAGCCACACGUCUGCCGUAUAAUGUCGCGGAGAUGUUCGUGUUCAGCUACGGAGUAGUGGUGUUCUGGAAUUUCACCGAAAAACAGGAGAAGGAUCUCCUCGCCGAUUUGGCAUUUGCAACGUCGUCCGUGACCGGGUCUCCAAUCCCGUUGGCGACUUUGCCCCUGCAGGAGGAAGAUUUCGAGACGGAGGAGUUCCAUUUCGAGUACUCGACGGAGAUCUCUCGCCCGCGCGUUUACAACGACAUGAUCACUCUUCGCAGCGGCGACCACAUGAUCAAGUUGGCCAUCAGUCAUGGCAUCGCACAAAGCACCAAGCUCUGCUUCUUCGAAGAGGUUAUGGCUCGCCAGAUGGCCGAGGCCAAGGACGUCCCCCGCCGACUCGCCAUGACAGGCAACCUUGGCAUGAAACGAGAGGAAGUGUUCCGCAUUCUGGGCAGUUUGUUUAAAAGCCGUGUGGAAGUGAAUCUGUCAUCCAACGUUCUGGACGUUCCCAACUUCUUCUGGGAAAGCGAGCCGACCCUGUACCCCCUCUAUAUCGCUGUGCGCGAGUACCUCGAGAUCAAGCCUCGAAUUCAAGUUCUGAACGAGCGCUGUAAAGUCUUCCUUGACCUGGCGGAGAUUCUUUCCGACUCGAUUGCCGACAACAAAACCUCCCACCAAACAUGGAUCAUCAUCGUACUCAUCUGCGUCUCCAUCCUCGUCACCACCUUCGAAGUCUUCCUCCGAUUCGGGCUUCUCUCCUCCCGUGAAGGAGGUGCCUCAGCCACAGCUACCACACCUAUAAGCUCUCUCGCAGCCAAUGUCCUCGCCCGGGCCAUAGGUGGCAGCAGCAGCAGCAACCCCGCGUGCGCAUGCUCAUGUCCCGCUCAAUUGCCCGGUAACGGAUUGAUGAACACCACACCGCCAACCAUGGGAUCACCUUACUAGGAACUGGAGGAAGUCAGAAAAAGAAACCCCCCUCGUGUCUCCUAUCUACCUCUUCAAACCUUCUCGAUGCCUUUAGAUUAGCGCUCAGGAUCCCGACACUGAACUAAUCCUGCGAACCCGAUCCCGAAACCCCCUGCUUGACCAGUCAGUGAUCACGCUCUACCCACUUCCAAUUCCUGUACUCGGUCAUGUGACGCCAUCCCACCCCUUCGGUCCUCAAGGUACUCCUGGCCCAAGGACUGAACAAACACCACUGUACAUCCAGACAACGACCGAGUCAACCCCCCUCCUCCCAAAGCCAACACCUCACAUCCCAUUCAAGCACCCAGGCACCCAGGCACAUGGGGAAAGGAAGCACCAAACCAUCCUAAGAACUGUCCCUGUUCCCCUCCCCCCCUAGCCCUUCUCUCUUUUUUC